Messenger RNA from Prunus armeniaca (apricot), 369 nucleotides. Lineage: Eukaryota; Viridiplantae; Streptophyta; Magnoliopsida; Rosales; Rosaceae. The record is from the annotation of a GenBank genome assembly.
AUGGAGAAGAAGGGAGUGAAUAUGGGAGCAGCCAUGGCUUCCUUGGUGGUGUUGGUCACGUUGAUAGGGCGGUCCACUGCUGUCGACAAUCCUGACUGCUACGCCAGCUGCCUCCCUAAGUGUGUCAAAGGUAGCGUGUUUGGCACCAUCACGUGCGCCGGCACGUGCAUAGCACAAUGCUUGGCCAGCAGCCCUUCUUUACUCAGUGUACCCAAAGACGAUCACUACUUUUGUAAGCUUGGAUGUGCUUCUUCCAUGUGUGCCAGUUUGAUCAAUACAGAAAACCCAGAGAUGGGGGAAGUGGGCGACUGUGUGGAUUCUUGCUCAGAGAAAUGCAGCAUAAGUAGUACCUUGUUACCACAUAACUAA